Messenger RNA from Antrostomus carolinensis (chuck-will's-widow), 800 nucleotides. RefSeq names its product pumilio homolog 3-like. The annotation marks the transcript as partial. Gene Ontology annotation, cellular component: nucleolus. Gene Ontology annotation, biological process: regulation of translation. Gene Ontology annotation, molecular function: mRNA binding. NCBI's taxonomy places the organism in Eukaryota, Metazoa, Chordata, Aves, Caprimulgiformes, Caprimulgidae. The record is from RefSeq and is a predicted model, not a curated record. The transcript has 5 exons.
UUACAGGAAAUAAAUGCUUCUUUGCCCAAUAUAAUAAACAACAAAUAUGGAAAGAAGGUCUUGUUGUACUUGCUGAGUCCUAGAGACCCUGCACAUUUUGUGCCAGAAAUCGUCACACUUCUGCAACAGGGAGAUGGAAAUGCCUAUAGUAAAAAGAAUACUGAACUCCGCCGCCGUGAACUCCUGGAAGCCAUUUCCUCACCUUUGCUAGAAUAUUUGCAAGAACAUACCCAAGAAGUAGUGACAGACAAAGCUACCUUUGUCUUAGUUGCUGACAUCUUAAGAACAGCUCUUGGUGACAUCCAGCCGGCACUAGAUGCAAUUGCUAAUUUAGCAGCAGAAGAGAUGGUUCCAGGCGGCUGUGAUGGGCAGCUUCACAUUGCAGAGCAUCCAGCAGGCCAUCUAGUUUUGAAAUGGUUAAUAGAGCAAGAUGAAAAAAUGAGAGAGAGUGGAAAAGAAGUUUGCUUUGGAAGAACAUUGGUAGAACAUGUUGGUAUUGAUAAUAUGAAGACCUGGGCAGAAGUAAAUCGAGGUGCCAUUAUUCUUUGUUGCCUUCUUCGGAGCACUGAACAAGAAGUGGCAAAUACAGUCAAAAAAGGACUGAAAAAGCUUGUCCCAAAGUUGAAGCUGAAUAAAAAUGUAAAAGGAAUAGAAGCAUUACUGGAGAAAUUGACUUCCUAGGGUAAAUGAAGCUAAAAAGACAAUUUACAUCAAUGCAACCAACUGAAAAUUCAUGAGAUUUUGCACCACAGUUGUUUUAAGAAGCAAUGUAUGCAUUUGUAAAUUAAAUAAUUUCUAAA